This is a messenger RNA of Mangifera indica (mango), 3678 nucleotides long. Its product is annotated as receptor-like protein 9a. The coding region runs from base 214 to 3678 and encodes 1154 amino acids. Gene Ontology annotation, molecular function: protein binding. The transcript has 9 exons. The record is from RefSeq and is a predicted model, not a curated record. Lineage: Eukaryota; Viridiplantae; Streptophyta; Magnoliopsida; Sapindales; Anacardiaceae.
CAUAUUUCAAUGCUCGGAUUCUGAGAGUUAAGCAAAGUAUUAAUACUUUUCAAUUGGGUUACUGAAAAAUUGUUGAUUUUAAAUGAAAAAAAUUUUAAAAGGAAAAGACGGGGAAAUUCAAGAGAAGUGGAGGUAUCAUUGUAUUAUAAAUAGAGUGGAGGUGGUGUGUUGUGAGUCACAAGAGAAUUAUAUAAUUUAUUAUUCUGAUAAGAAAUGAGUUGUAAGUGGCUUUUGAUGUUGUUUUUAGUAAUUAAGUUGGUUUGUUUGGGUGAGGGGUGUUGGGAUGAAGAGAGAAUUGCCCUUCUUCAACUUAAACAUUUUUUCAAUAAUUAUAAUUCUUAUUACAAACGUCUUAACCUCUAUGAUUGGGUGGACAAUUCCGACUGUUGUGCAUGGGAAAGAGUUGAGUGUGACAACAAUACUGGCAGAGUCAUCCAAGUCAAUCUCCAUGAAACAAGAGAUUGGGAAUUAAGAGAAUGGUAUCUAAAUACAUCUUUGUUUUCUCCUCUCCAACAACUUAAGGGGUUAGUUUUAAGUUACAAUAACAUAGGCGGUUGUAUUGAAAACGCAGGUUUCGAGAGGCUGAGAAACUUGGAGGAACUACAUUUAUCUAGAAACAAAUUCAACAAUAGCAUCUUUUCAUCUCUAGCAAGUCUCUUCUCAUUAAAAACAUUGACUCUAAGUGAGAACAAUUUGAAUGGGAUUAUUAAUAUUCAAGGUUUGAGUAAUUUGGAGGUUAUGGAUUUAAGUUAUAACAACCUCAACAAUAGAAUAUUAUUCUCUGUAGCUGGUCUCUCUUCAUUGAAAUCUUUGUAUCUACAAAAUGUUGGAUUGAAGGGAAGUGUUGAUGUUGAAGGACUAUAUUAUUUGAAGAACUUAGAGGAAUUGGACAUGAACUGGAAUAGGAUUGGCCAAUUUGUAAACUCCAAAGAUCAUGGAGCCUUGAAGAAGCUGACUAUCCUUUAUCUAGAGGGUAUGAAAACCACUAAUGCAACUGCCCUUUUCCUAUCAACAUUAAUGUCAUUCUCCUCCUUGAAGACGCUUCACCUUUCAUAUAAUAAUGUUACUCAAAUAGAGAUUACUCAAGAGUUGCACAGUGUGACCAGUAGCGUGGAAGAAUUGUUCUUGGAUUUUAAUAAGCUCCAUAUAAACUUUCCAAAUAUUGUUAAAAUUUGUCCUUCACUAAAAUUUUUGGCAAUGAGGAGUUGUGAGUUCAAUGGCUUCUCAGAAGUUGAAGAGUUGCAAAAUUUGACCAGCUUGGAAGAAAUGCACUUGGAUGAUUCUAAGCUCCCCAGAAGCUUUCUACGAUUUGUUGCACCUUUUACUUCACUGAAAGUUUUGUCAAUGAGAAAUUGUGAGUUCAAUGGCAUCCCACAAGUUCAAGGUCCCCUUAAUCUAAAAAAUUUGGAAAGUUUGGACAUGGUUAAUACUACUCUCAACACAAGCUUUUCUAAAAUCUUUAGACUGGGAACUUCUCUUAAAACAUUAUCAUUGUCUCACUGCAGACUUAGUGGCACAUUAGCUGACCAAGGCUUGUGUGAGCUGAUGGAUUUGGAAGAGUUAGAUAUUGGCUAUAAUGAUUUAACGGGUGUCUUACCUCCAUGUCUUGCAAAUUUGACUUCACUUCGACAAUUAGAUAUAUCUUCCAACCAAAUUAAUGGAAACAUCUCCUCAUCUCCCCUUGAUAACCUAAAAUCCAUUGAAUUUCUCCACAUUUCAAACAAUCUUUUUCAAAUCCCAAUUUCACUCAAUUCAUUUUUUAAUCUUUCAAACCUCAAAGAAUUUUGGAGUGAAAAUAACCACUUAUAUGUUGAAGCCAUGUCAUAUUCCUUGACCCCAAAAUUCCAAUUAAAUUGGAUCAUAUUAUCUGGCUAUGGAAGUGUUGGCACUUUUCCCAAAUUUCUUUAUCAUCAACAUGACUUAGAAAGUGUUGAUCUCUCUCACAAUAACUUGACUGGAGAAUUUCCAUACUGGUUGUUGUACAAUAAUACCCAAUUGGAAACACUCUUUCUAGUUAAUAAUUCUCUUUCAGGAAAUGUUGAGUUGUCAUCUCAAUCCCAUAUGAAUUUAUUCACACUAGAUAUCUCCUUAAAUUUAUUCCAUGGUCAAAUUCCGACAAAUAUUGGUGCAAAACUACCACACCUAGCAUAUUUAAAUAUGUCUAGAAAUGUUUUCAACGGUAAUAUUCCAUCUUCUUUUAGUAAUAUGAGCUCCUUGAUAAGUAUGGACAUAUCAAACAAUAACUUGUUUGGUGGAUUACCUGAACAGUUAGCCAUAAGUUGCUCCUCACUAAGAGUACUUGUGCUAUCAAACAACAAUUUGCAAGGUCGGAUCUUUUCUAAUAAUUUUGAGUUUACACAGUUUAAUAGAUUACAAUUGGAUGGCAAUAAUUUUAGUGGAAGGAUUCCAAAAAGUUUGUUUAAUUGUUCUACUUUGCAAAUGUUGUAUCUUAAUGACAACAAUCUCUCAGGUAAAAUCCCAAGAGGGUUUGGAAAUCUAUCACAUUUAGUUGAUAUAGUGAUGUUUAAUAAUCAACUUGAAGGUCCACUUCCAAAGGAAUUUUGUCAAUCUCAAAAUCUUGAAAUUUUGGAUCUUUCAAAGAACAAUAUAUUUGGGAGUUUACCACCUUGUCUUUGCCAUUCAAAUAUCAGACAGGUUCAUUUGUCUAGAAAUAGAUUAAGGGGACAAUUAAAAGAUGCUCUCUAUAUUAAUAGUUCUUCCUUGGAGAUCUUAGAUCUUAGCUAUAACCACAUAGAAGGGAAUAUUCCAAGUUGGAUUGAGAAACUUUUGUCCUUACGUUACUUGAUCUUACGUAACAACAAUCUUGAAGGUGAAUUACCUACUCAAUUGUGCAAAUUGGAAGAAUUACGCUUGAUAGAUCUCUCUCAGAACAAUCUUUUUGGAAAAAUUCCUUCUUGCCUAAAUUUUACUUCCCUCCGUGAAGGAUAUGAGAAUGAUGAAAGUUUAAUUUAUGAUUUGAUGGUUAACUAUAUAACUAUUGGAAGGGGAUAUGAAGAGUCAGUACAGUUCACUACUAAAAGUAUGUUAUACUCUUACAAAGCAAAAAUACUCGCGUUAAUGUCAGGAAUUGAUCUUUCAUGUAAUAAAUUAUUUGGUGAAAUUCCUCAUCAAAUCGGAAACUUUACAGGGAUUCAUACUCUUAACCUUUCUCAUAAUAAUUUGACAGGAUCAAUCCCAACAACAUUCUCAAAUCUCAAACAGAUUGAGAGUUUAGAUCUUUCUUACAAUAAUUUGAAUGGGAAUAUCCCUUCUGAACUAAUAGAGAUAUACACUUUGUCUGUAUUCAGUGUGGCAUACAAUAAUUUAUCAGGCAGAACACCUAAAAGGAUUAGACAAUUUGCAACCUUUGAAGAGAGUAGCUAUGAAGGAAAUAUAUUUCUUUGUGGAUUGCCAUUGAAUAAAAGUUGCAGCCCGUUGGAAUCACCAUCAUUGGCACCAAAAGCUUCAUCAAUUAUCAAGGAAGAUGAUAGUGAUUUUGUUGAUAAGGACAUUUUCUAUGUAAGUUUUGUGGUGACCUACAUAGUUGUGCUUAUAGCAUUUGCUGCAAUUUUGUAUGUGAAUCCAUAUUGGCGACGAACAUGGUUUUAUCUUGUGGAGAUGUGGAUACUUUCUUCCUACUAUUUUGUUAUUGAUCAUCUCACACUAUUUUAUCGUUAA